This is a messenger RNA of Equus caballus (horse), 4548 nucleotides long. NCBI's taxonomy places the organism in Eukaryota, Metazoa, Chordata, Mammalia, Perissodactyla, Equidae. The record is from RefSeq and is a predicted model, not a curated record.
UAGACACAAGUUAUUUAGGGCCCAGUAGGAAUGAGCCAGGCAGAGGAGACUGAGGCUGGCCAGCCAGCGGGCACUGCCCAUGCAAAGGCUUGGGGGCUUGACAUGUCGGGGCGUGGCUACAGAAGUGCGCGUUCUUUAGUGUGGCGGGAACAGGGUGUGAGAUUAGGGUUUCGGGGCUGAGGCUGGUGAGGUGGCCGGAGGGAGAAGGGCCCUGAUAGUGGUGUGGCAGGACUCCCGAGGGGCUGGGGGAGCCUAGUGGAGUGGUGACGGGUCCGAUCUGAGGCUGCCACGUGGAUAUCAGAUGGGAGAAAGCCCAGCUGGAGACCAGAGACAGCAAGGCAGCUGGAGCGGGGCUGGGCAGGAGGGGACCAGCGCUGGGCCUCCAUAGGGUGGUGGGGCAGCUGGGAGGGACCCGAGCUGGGAGGCGGCUGCAGGGACACCAACCCCAGCUUCCCAGCCACGCUCUGAGUGCUCCCAUUUAGAUCUAGAGCCCCAAGGCCAGCGCAGGCCUGGCUGUGAGCGUUGAGUGAGAAUCCGUAUACAGGGCUUAAAUCAGUGCCUGACCACAGUGGAUGCUCGAACAGCGGCCAGGAUUGUAACAGGCCGUUAAUGCUGGUUCUUGCGUAGAAAAGGAACCCCGUGAGUGCAGGCGCAUCAUCACCAUCUAACAGAUGAGGCAACAGUACCUUGCCCAGGGUUGUGCCACAAGUGAGUGGUUGGGUGGGAUGUUAACCCGAGACUCCCCUGCCCUGAUGGAGUGUCAGUGCUGGAAACCUGGCUCAGACGAGCGACCGUGAACCUGGAGAUGCAGGAGACGCUGGUGUCUGUCCCAGGCCGGCGCAGACAGGGAGGUCCAGCAGGGGCUGGGACCCACGGGAAGGUGCCGACGUGGGCCCUGCUCCCAGCAGUUGAGUCUGGUACCACCUCACGGCACGGCUCACCCACCCCUGGAGCUGGUCAGAUGCACUCCGGCCUCUACCCUAGCCUGGCCAAGCUGCCGGUGGUCACUGUCCCUGGUCAGGCACCUGCCCGCAUAGGACUCAGGGGCCCCUCAUCCCAUUUGGUGCCCAAGGGUUCUGAGAGUGUCUGCUGGGGGCCGAUUUGUUGGGACAGUGGUGAUGCUUAGAGGCCAUGUGCCCAGCAAAGUCCCUUUGUGGCCCCUUGCCUGUGGGGGAAGCAGGGGCUUCCACAGGAGCACACAGCAGCCUCUGGGGAGAGAAUAGCCCCCUGCGGGAGGGGGUCAGGCUGGAUGGGAAGGGGGAGCAGGAGAGGCAGACGCAAAUGAGGGCUGGCGUUGCUCUCCCUGGGAAAUGGCCAUUUGCAUAGACACUGAGCCCCUGGGGCCUAGAGCCUGGGGCAGCUCAGCUCCUCAUCACAGUCCCUUAGGCGCCACCACAGACACACAGACACACAGACACACACACACACACACACACACACUGUUUACCGUCUGUGCACUGUUAAACCAUCUCAUCCGUGAAAGUUGUUGCCAGAUAGCUCUUUUAUGUCCUUUAAUGGACGUUUAAAUUUUUCUUCCUAAAGAUUUUAAGCAUCCUUUAUUAGAUUCAUUCCUAACCCAAAACCUUAAUGUGUAUUUAGUUUCUACUAUAUUUCCUGGUUGCCUUGUAGGGAGGCUGUUGAUUUUUGUACGCCGGUCUUGUAUCUGGGAGCUCCAGAAGGCGAUUCCCUUGGUUUUCCACUUCGAUGUUCCUAUCUGCUGAAAUCUUCCCUUUUCUGUCUUUUAUUGAAAUGAUCAGAUCCUUUUCUGCUGGUUGGAAUGUUGUCCAUGUCUUACUCGUUUAGAGGUUUCCUCUAACUUGCUAAGACUCGUUUAUAUUUUUCUCCAUUUAUGUCUAAGUCAAGUCCAUUGAAGUCCUCUUGCCUUUUGUGUUAGACCCCCUGUCGUCCAGCCCCCCCACCCCCCUUCUCCUUUGUCUGUUUAAAACAAGCACAAUUGAGGAAGUCAGACUCUGCUGAUGGUGUGAGUGCCGAGGGGCCUCAGGCUCGAGGUCGGGGCCCCAGGACCCAUGUUUGCCCGUUUCAACAACAUUCGAUUUAAAGGCAAACGGGUGAAACUCAACUCUGGCUACGAAAGUGGCUUCAAACCACACUAGUUUUGUGAUCUGCCUUCUUCUAAAGUCUUGUCGAACAGCUGCAUCACCGGUGGCUCUGGAUUCCCCUCAUAGCUUUUACCUGCUACUGGGCGUCCCCUGGAACAAAGGCGUGAAGAUGUGUGCGCCCAGCCGGGGCCUGCGCUGGCCUCAUGAGGGGAGUCGCUGGGUCUCCGGCCUGCGUGCUUCUUACACUUUGCCUGCAGGUGCCCUCGGCAGGUGACAGCACCCCCCUGGGGGCCGGGGGCCACCCUCCCCCCACCCACCGGGUCUGACCUGACAGCUCCUUUCAGCCCAUGGGGGAAGGUGCUCCUGACAGGUGCGGGUGGCAUAUGUCAGCUGUGGCUUUUGUGGCCAUUGUGGCUGUGUUUACACGGCUGCUCCUCCAGCCCCGGCUCCUGCUGGAGCUGCCUUUCACGUCGGGCUUUCAUCUGGAACAGAUGUAAAACUCUUCUCUUUCCCGCUUAGGAAACCGAAACAGCCCUCUCUCUUUGAGGCAAAUUCUGGGCAUUUGUUCUCUCUGGAACAAUACUGUCCUUAUAUGGGUUCUUGUCGCAAAGGCCGCAGUGCCCAGACCCUCACAUACCUGUCUGGCCCUCGAUGACGUCACGGCGCGUCCAUCGCUCUGCCUGCGUUUUGGAUGCAUUGUUGAGAAUAACCGGUCCAGACUUGCCCCGAGACACCGGGAGGAUCCAGCAUUUACCUCUGUGUUCCCAUGAGCCCUUGCCUGGUCCUCGUGUGCCCGCCGUCACCCUUUAAUGCUGAAAACAGGUGGUGAGCACACUCCUGUCCAGCCUUGUGUCCCCACAGCGCACCCGUGUGCGUCCUGCCUGCAGUCGGCCCCCUUCAGGGAUAAACGUUGGUCCACCCUGGCCUGGGCACCCCGGGGACCAGCGGCUCUGGCCCUUCUUGGUUCACUGCAGGCAGAUGUGAGGAAUUAGAAAUUUUUGAAAACCUGAGAUGUCGUUGUAAGAAUUAGACGUUGAAGUGCAAAGGUCGUAACAGUCAGUGCCUGCUCCUCAGAGUUCCAGGCUCCGCUCAGAGUACUUGAAGGAGAUCCCUGCAUUUCAUCCCCAACAGCCAAGUCGGGACUGCUGAUACCCGAAAGAUGAGAAAGCGGCGGCGUCACGCAGCUGCUAAGCGGCAGACCUGGGAUUCGAACUCAGGCCCUCUGGUUUCAGAGCCGCGUUCUUCAUCAUCGUAUUCUGUACCUAAGGCUGUUUGGUCCAGUGUGGGAGAAGAAAUGUCUCAAGUAGGACCCGUCUCCAGGGACCUCUUUCUGGACGCCUUCCUGCACGAGCGCAGCCCGGAAGCCCUGGAGGUUCCUGGCAUGACCGAGCUCACAGAGUCCUCCCCCGACAGUGACAACCGUGACUCUGUGGCCAUGCGGCUGGCCUUCAUCGGGGACGAGAUGGAAGUGAGAUGGAUGCUGCCCCACAUCGCUGAGCUGCCUGGGGUGGCCGUGUACAGCUUGGCCUUCACCUACAACCAGACAGGCCUGAGGGGUGUUUUUAGAAGUUUCAUGGAUGGUCUCACUAACCUCAGGGAGAACAUAAGGUUCUGGAGCUUCCUGACCCGCAGGGACAGGGUAAGCCUGAGAUUUCAUGACCUUGACUCACCUUCCUGCAUGUGUAGCCCUCUGGAGCCGUGGAGCAGCUGCCCCGUAGGGCACAGCCUCGCUGGUUGCCACAGUCCCCACCAAUCCCUAUUGUCUUCUUUUGCCUGCUUCACCCAUUCCUCCUCCUGCCUGUUCCCUGGGCCUUUGGGUUUGAGAUGGCUGGCUUACUGAGAGAGGAUGCACGAGUCCUUGCGUGCGCUAGCUUCCACAGCUGUGCCCGUGCUCCCGCCUGUACCAGGACUGCCUCCACCUGGCAGACGUGACUGGUUAUCUGCCCAGGGCAGAGGCCUCUUCUCCUGAGCUGCUUCCCUGACCACUGCUGAUCCUCCCCCCCAGCACCGCGGAUGGUCCCUCACACCUCUCCACCGUAUUGUGCCAGUUCCCGGCAGACGAGCAGCCCGGGUGGGCUGGCCUCCUCUCCUCUGUGUGUCCCAAGGGCCACUCUCCUCUCCUCCCCGUCCUGUGCUCAUCUUUCAGGGCACCUUGUUCUAGACCCCUCCAGUUCUGAGUGAGGCGCUUCUGCGUUCCCUUCCUUUACCAGACUCGCUCUUUGCCGGCCCACUGUCACCCACAUGUGCUCAUCCCAUGUCCACAGAGCGCGCACAGGACGGCGAGCUGUGGAAUGAGCAAGCCUCUUCCAGGCUGGGGGUCCUCACUUCUCUCCCCUUCAUCCCACAGGUGUCCCCCAGUCGGGGGCGCGAGCUGGCGCUGUCCGUGCUGCUGCUGCUGGUGCUGCUGCUGGGCUGGGGGCUCCACCUCCUCCAGUGACGGCCGCUGUGGGGCAGUGCGGGGGCGGGGCUGGUCCCCUCCCCCUGACCG